AUGUCUAUAUCCCUGGUUUCCAACACAUACCUCGAAGAAACCUCAUCGAAAUUCCGCUCGAAGCCGGUUCCAUGGGAGGGCUACCAACGCGCAGGGCUCGUAACUUCAGAAGAUCUUACCCUCAUCAAAAGAAUUGGAAAUAAUAAGGCUCGAAACGAGUCGAUCUUGCUGUCAGAUGGCCAGACAUACGCGCUGCUCUACUUGCGACUUCUGAAGAAGCUCCAGAGAAUCGAUACUAUGCAAUGCCUCCUCGUCCUGAUCGCCGAAGCUCUCACAGACCACGAGGAGCGCAUACCUCUGUUCUUCCGAACAUCAGAGAGUGAUCCCGAGUUGCCCUAUGUACCCCUCCUUAGGUGUCUGGAUACUCAAGAUGAGUUCAUUCAGCUCAAGACAACUCAAAUCCUCACUGUCUUGCUCAGCACAGAUCCCUCUCCUAUUUCCCAGCACCUACAGCCUUUCCUACGGACAUUGUCUGCAUUGAUACAGUCUCAGAGUUCAAACAGGCGGGAUGUGGCAGUUCAAAGUCUUGAAGCGCUUUUGGCGAAGCGAUCGACCCGAAAUGCCGUCUGGGCGCAGCCAGGCAUAAUCAGCGGUCUGAUCGAGAUCCUUAAGCAACGCCCAGGGCCUCAGAUGAGCUAUCAAGUUGUGCUCUGCCUUUGGCUAUUGUCCUUUGAGCAAGAAAUAGCGGAGAACAUCCAGAAGAAAUACGACGUUAUCCCCCAACUGACUGACGUCGCCCAGGGUGCCGUAAAGGAGAAAGUCACCCGCGUUGUUGUUGCAACGUUUAGAAAUCUGGUUACCAAAGCACCAUCUGCGAAUCUGCCAGCGAUGCUCGUUGCAGAGUUGUUACCUUUCGUCAAGAACCUUUGCACAAGGAAAUGGACGGACGAGGAUAUCAUCGAGGAUAUUCAAUUCCUCAAAGAUGAACUCACGGCGAACUUCCAAAGCCUCACAACAUAUGACGAAUAUACAUCUGAACUUUCUUCUGGGCACUUGUCGUGGACUCCUGUUCAUGAAUCUGACGACUUCUGGAAAGAAAACGCCACCAAAUUGAACGAUAAGGAUCGCGAGCAGCUCAAAAUACUCGUGAAGCUUUUGAUCAACUCUUCCGACCCCCUCGUACUUGCGGUUGCAGCUCAUGACAUCGGACAAUACGUCAAACACUAUGAACGCGGCAAGAAGUUCGUCACGGACCUCGGAGGAAAGACACGCGUUAUGGACUUGAUGACCCACGAAGACCCGGAUGUACGGUAUCGUGCCCUGAUCUCAGUCCAGCAGCUCGUCAGCCAACCUUGGGUAAUUGCGUGA
Molecule: messenger RNA, 1308 nt
Organism: Pleurotus ostreatus (oyster mushroom)
Lineage: Eukaryota; Fungi; Basidiomycota; Agaricomycetes; Agaricales; Pleurotaceae
Gene: VMA13
Product: H(+)-transporting V1 sector ATPase subunit H
Exons: 11
Coding region: 1-1308 (435 amino acids)
Biological process (GO): proton transmembrane transport
Cellular component (GO): vacuolar proton-transporting V-type ATPase, V1 domain; fungal-type vacuole membrane
Molecular function (GO): proton-transporting ATPase activity, rotational mechanism
Source: RefSeq, a predicted model, not a curated record